CCCUAAAUCCUAGCCCAACCGGGAAUUUGAUUUCAUGGGCUUGGAGGAAACAACCAGAACGUGUGGCUUUUUUGUCUUCGUGCACUUUCUGUUGUAGUCAAACAGCUCCAGAAUCAGUUAACCACAGUUCCAUCUCCUCCCUCGGGUUUUCUUCGAAAUUAAUUUUGAUGCAUCUGUAAAUAGGAAUCAGAGGAAGGGUUCGAUUGCAGAGAUUGAAGAGGGAACCCCUGUGGCUUCUCGUGCUAGCUAGUUCGAGGAAUCGUUUCUAUAUACAGAGUAUGGCAUGCAAUCAGCUCUUUCCUUGUUCAGUCGAAAGGCUUCAAGGAUAUAGUGGUCGAAGGGAGUGAGUGAUGGUCUAUCUAGCAGCUGUUAUGUGGGAACUGGGUUAGCGUGUAUUGGGGGGGUUAGUAUUGUGUAACUUGUCUCUCUUGUUUGAUGAAAUGCUUAGGAGAAAUAUCGUUUGUGAAUAGCUCUAGUUUUUUUAUGGUUUUUGUUUGAUUUUUCCAAUUACCAAUUUAAGAUUUUGUUUAUUGUGAUCAGCACAUGUUGAUGGUUGUCUACUCUACCAUUUUUACACCGCAUGGGUAUGAAUAGGUCAUUUACGCACUUUUGUAAGGAAAGGCAAAAAACCAUUUGAUAGCUUAUGAAUUAAGAAACAGAGCAAAUAUAAACCAAGUUUGCAAGAUAAUGCUGGUGCUGUUUCUCAUUUUUCUAUGAUUCAUACGUUCAUUAUUAGUUUAUCUGUGAUGAAGGUGUAAUAUAUAUUUUUUUUUUCAUUUAAUUUUAUCAAUUCAGUUAUUGAAUCCAUAGAAUAUGUGUAGUAUAUCCAUUGGAGAUAUCAACGGUACUAUACGGAAAAGCGGGAUAAGAUUUAUUUGCUUGAUCAAUCAUAUGAAAAGAGUACUAAGGGUUGGCUGGUGAUGGAGACAUGAUGGUAGGGAAUGGCUCAUGUGAACUUCAGGGCACUAGAGUUAAAAAGAUGGGGUAUCUGAUUCGUUCAUGAGAGUUUAAUGUCAUACAGGUUUGCUUUGGAAGAAAAGAUUUUAGAACCUUAUCAUAAAGUGAAUUUGAUUUUUUUUUUUUUUUUUCUGGAAAAAAGAUUUUACUUUCUUGUAAAAUGAAACAUCCCACCAUUUCUAUUGUAACGUUUAGUUCUUGUCAAGUAGCUAAACAAGAUGGUGUGAAGUUCACAUGAAGGUUUCCCUACCUUCUUCAUAAUUCAGAGUCCUAUGACAUCUGGAUGCUUGGACCAUGCCCCUCCUGUGAAGAAAGAAGAUUGAAUAGGUCAGCUCUUUGCUUAAAUAAUUAGUAUGAAACUGCCAAAUUCUCAAUUUCAAGUGAAACUCUUAGUCCACCCUGGAAGUGGUAGGUCAUGAUAUGUCAAAAACAUCAAAAUUGGUGUGUCAAUAAUUUAGUGUUGAUGAUUAGGAGACAAAACCAUGUGAUCCUUCAUGCGCAUCAACAGACCUGGUCCAAACCAUUCACUGGCAUACAUUAGAGCAUUUCCACUGUUCCCUCUAAUGUUGUUGUAUAUAUACACAAAAACCUUUGGACUUAAAAGCAACACAAGUACUUACAUUCUCAAGCAUCAAGAGCUCCUUUCCUUUCAAAGUCUUUAUUGAUCUCUCUUGUUCGUCCAUAACAAAAUAUGGGUUUCCGUCUGCCUGCUAUUCUUAGUGCUAAGAAAAUUCUUCAGAGGUCUCCUUCUGCAAGCCAAACAGCUCCAGUAGCCAUGGAAGUGCCAAAGGGCUACCUUGCAGUCUAUGUAGGAGAAAAGCCAAUGAAAAGAUUUGUGAUUCCAGUAUCAUACUUGAACGCACCUUCGUUUCAAGACUUGUUAAUCCAAGCUGAAGAAGAAUUUGGAUAUGAUCAUCCAAUGGGUGGUCUUACAAUUCCAUGUAGUGAAAACAUGUUCAUUGAUGUCAUUUCUGGCUUAAAUUGUUCAUGAGACUUAAACUCUGAACACACAAUUUUGUAAAGAAUAGAGUUAAAAAGUACAAUGUAUACAAAAGCAUUAGCAUUUAUCAUUUACUUUUUUUUUUUUUUUA
Molecule: messenger RNA, 2048 nt
Organism: Manihot esculenta (cassava)
Lineage: Eukaryota; Viridiplantae; Streptophyta; Magnoliopsida; Malpighiales; Euphorbiaceae
Product: auxin-induced protein 15A
Exons: 1
Coding region: 1649-1948 (99 amino acids)
Biological process (GO): response to auxin
Source: RefSeq, a predicted model, not a curated record